Messenger RNA from Penicillium argentinense, 186 nucleotides. RefSeq lists its product as uncharacterized. NCBI's taxonomy places the organism in Eukaryota, Fungi, Ascomycota, Eurotiomycetes, Eurotiales, Aspergillaceae. The transcript has 2 exons. The record is from RefSeq and is a predicted model, not a curated record. The coding region runs from base 1 to 186 and encodes 61 amino acids.
AUGUGCAUGAAGGCUCAGUGCUCUACCUGCAACAAAACCACCUGGUGGGGCUGUGGCAGCCACAUCCCCUCCGUCAUGGACGCGAUCCCCGCCGACCAGUGGUGCUCUUGUGAGCCGCAGGUCGAAAAGGAGGGCAAGAAGUACCCCCCAAGGCUUCAAAGGUGGCCUGACUGCAAGGCUGUGUGA